Alternaria burnsii is the source of this 1242-nucleotide messenger RNA. RefSeq names its product serine threonine kinase 16. The transcript has 3 exons. Gene Ontology annotation, cellular component: Golgi apparatus; cytoplasm. Bases 1 to 1242 code for a protein of 413 amino acids. Gene Ontology annotation, molecular function: ATP binding; protein serine/threonine kinase activity. NCBI's taxonomy places the organism in Eukaryota, Fungi, Ascomycota, Dothideomycetes, Pleosporales, Pleosporaceae. The record is from RefSeq and is a predicted model, not a curated record. Gene Ontology annotation, biological process: protein phosphorylation; vacuolar protein processing; regulation of vacuole fusion, non-autophagic.
AUGAGUUCACUAAGCACAUACUUCCUGGACGUCGUAUACUCGUUCACAAAUUGCAUGGUCUGCUUCCCAAGCUCACCUCAACUCAAAAUCAACAGUCGGAGUUUCAAGAUAUUACGGUUGCUGGGCGAGGGUGGUUUCUCAUAUGUAUAUCUCGUACAAGACAACUCGAAUCAGCAACUCCUUGCGCUCAAGAAGAUACGAUGUCCCUUUGGACAAGAAAGCGUGAGCUUGGCGCUCAAAGAAGUCGAGGCCUACACACUAUUCUCGCCGCACCCGAACAUCAUACACUCGAUUGACUACUCUGUUGAGACCGACAAAUCAGAUUCGUCUGCGAAGACCGUGUACAUCCUUCUCCCAUACUACCGUCGUGGUAAUCUACAAGAUAUGAUCAACGCGAACCUGGUCAACCACACAAAGUUCCCUGAGCGGAGGCUCAUGGUGUUAUUCUUAGGUGUCUGCAAAGCGCUAAAGGCAAUGCAUCAGUACAAGAUUAAGGGCGGACCUGGCGGCGCGCGAAGCGAGGGCAAGGCGAAGAAAGUCAGGAGAGAUGCAAAGAGGGCAGAUGCGGAAGCUGCAGAGAGCAUGGAAAUGCGCCCAAGCAGGAGAAACCGCGAUCAUGAGGAAGACGACGAACAAGAGGCAGAGGGACUGCUAGAAGAGUCGGAAGUUACAGCGGCGCAUGAAGGCAUUGCGCCUGGUGGAGAGAGGGCAUAUGCGCAUAGGGACAUCAAGCCUGGCAACAUAAUGAUAGACGACGACGGCAAGACACCCAUCCUAAUGGAUCUCGGCUCCCUCGCGCCAUCACCAACACCCGUAACCUCACGCUCCCUUGCUCUACAAAUCCAAGAUACCGCCGCCGAACACUCGACCAUGCCAUACCGCGCCCCCGAACUCUUCGACGUUAAGACCGGCUCAGUCAUCGACACCAAAGUCGACAUUUGGUCGCUCGGUUGCACACUCUACGCAUGCUUAGUCGGCAAGAGCCCCUUCGAGGCUAGAUCAGAUGAGACGGGUGGUAGUCUGAGCAUAUGUGUAUUGGGUGGUGACUGGAGGUUUCCAGAUGAGGGCAUGCAGAGGGGCAAGCAAAAGGCUAAUCCUGAGGACGCGAUCACAGAUAGUGUGAAAGAGGUGGUGAGGAAGUGUUUGAGGCUGGAGCCCAAUGAGCGACCGGAUGUUGACGAGCUGAUUGACAUUGUCGAGGAUGUACUGAGGGAGCUCCCGGAGGAUGGCUCGGACGACUAG